This is a messenger RNA of Hyaena hyaena (striped hyena), 1843 nucleotides long. RefSeq names its product complement C1r subcomponent like (gene C1RL). The coding region runs from base 40 to 1506 and encodes 488 amino acids. Gene Ontology annotation, cellular component: blood microparticle. The transcript is spliced from 6 exons. The record is from RefSeq and is a predicted model, not a curated record. Gene Ontology annotation, biological process: zymogen activation. NCBI's taxonomy places the organism in Eukaryota, Metazoa, Chordata, Mammalia, Carnivora, Hyaenidae. Gene Ontology annotation, molecular function: serine-type endopeptidase activity.
CCCACCUUCUGUUCUCCGGCGUGGGCCAAGUCCUUCCCGAUGUCCAGUUCCAGAUGGCUGGUCUCAGAGUGGGGAAACUACCUCUGGAGAAGCCCCCGCUCCACAAGCUGCUGGGCAAGAUGUGAGUGGUGGCUGCUCCUCUGGGGAGUCCUCCAGGCUUGCCCCACGCAGGGCUCCGUGCUCCUGGCCAAGCAGCUAGCCCAGCAGCUGACAUCCCCGGGUUAUCCAGAGCCAUAUGUCAAAGGCCAGGAGAGCAGCACUGACAUUGAGGCUCCAGAGGGCUUCGCCGUGAGGCUUGUCUUCCAGGACUUUGACCUGGAGCCAUCCCAGGACUGUGAGCAGGACUCUGUCACAAUCACAGCCAGUGGGAUGGAUCCGAGCCGGUUCUGUGGGCAGCAGGGCUCCCCGCUGGGCAGCCCCCCUGGUCAGAGGGAGUUUGUGUCCCCUGGGACCCGAUUGCGGCUGACUUUCCGAGCACCCGCCUCCUCUCAGGACAGGACCACCAGCCUCCACAGGGGCUUCCUGGCCUUCUACCAAGCUGUGGACGUGAACCACAGGUGGCCAGGUGGGGGCCCUGAGGCCAUCAGCACAGCUGGAGACAGCGCCUCAGAGACUCAGAGCCACCGCCAGGAGCCCUACUAUCAGGCAGUGCCACCAGGGAUGCUCACCUGCAGAAGCCAGGGUCCCCAGAAGGAGACACAGGACGUGGACGAUCUUCCUCACUGUGAACCUGUCUGUGGCCGGCCGCUCACGCCCAUCGCCCAGAACCAGGAGGCCCUCGGUUCCUCCAAAGCCAAGCCGGGCAACUUCCCCUGGCAAGCGCUCACCAGCAUCCACGGCCGCGGAGGGGGGGCCCUGCUGGGCGACAGGUGGAUCCUCACGGCUGCCCACACCGUCUAUCCCAAGGACGCCGUCUUGCCCUGGAAGAAGCGGAGCGUGCGUGUGUUCCUGGGCCACACAAGCAUAGACGAGAUGCUGAGGCUGGGAAGCCACCCUGUGCGCCGCGUGGUCGUGCACCCCGACUACCGCCAGAACGAGCCCCACAACUUCGAUGGGGACAUCGCUCUCCUGGAGCUCCACCACCGCGUCCCCCUCGGCCCCAGCCUCCGCCCCGUCUGUCUGCCCGACAACGAGUCCCUCUACAGCAGCGGCGUGUUGGGCUACGUCAGUGGGUUCGGCGUGGACAGGGGCUGGUUGACCACCGAGCUGAAGUACUCCCGGCUGCCCGUCGCCCCGAGGGCGGCCUGCCAGGCCUGGCUGCGAGAGCAGCAGAGGUCGGAGGUGUUUUCUGACAACAUGUUCUGUGCUGGGGACAGGGCGAGGCAGCAGGGUGUCUGCCAGGGGGACAGUGGCGGUGCCUACGUGGUAUGGGAUGAGCGUGCCCAUCACUGGGUGGCCACGGGCAUCGUAUCCUGGGGCGUCGGGUGUGGCGAGGGUUAUGGCUUCUACACCAAAGUGCUCAACUACCUGGACUGGAUCAAGGGAGUGAUGGAGGGAAAGGACUGACCCUAGGGGCGCCUGAGCAGUGACGCUCAACUAUGGAGGCCCCCAAAAAAAGCAGAAGGUUAGGAGCUCAGACUGGGCUCAGGAUUGGAGAUGGGGGCAGGGAAUCCCUAUUCAAGGAUCGCUGCCCUAUCCCUCAUGUGAGAGAACUCUUCCUUCCACCAGCGCCCCCCUCCUCCUCUUCUACCUUUUUUCUAGUUGGCCAGUUUGUGCUCCCCCCAGGGAAGUGCUGUACAUCUCAGCCAGUUGCCCUUAAACUUCAUCUUCUGGGUGCCUGGGUGGCUCAGUCAUUAAGUAUUUGACUUAGGCUUUGGUCAUGAUCUCACAAUUCAUGGGUUCG